This is a messenger RNA of Echinops telfairi (small Madagascar hedgehog), 561 nucleotides long. RefSeq names its product histone H1.8-like. The annotation marks the transcript as partial. The transcript has 2 exons. Gene Ontology annotation, cellular component: nucleosome. Gene Ontology annotation, molecular function: DNA binding. Gene Ontology annotation, biological process: nucleosome assembly. Lineage: Eukaryota; Metazoa; Chordata; Mammalia; Afrosoricida; Tenrecidae. The record is from RefSeq and is a predicted model, not a curated record.
GGUGUGCUAGCGCAGCGCCGCAAACCCACUGUGCUGCGUAUGGUGCUGGAGGCGCUGCAGGAGGGUGAGCAGCGGCAGGGCACCUCGGUGGUGGCCAUCAAGCAGUUCAUCCUGCAGAAGUACCCAACGGUCAACGUCAUCCGCCUCAAGAACCUGCUGAAGGAGGCCCUGGCCAAGGGUAUCAACCGUGGCCUCCUCAUCCGGCCCGUCAACUCCAAGGCCAGGGGGGCCACUGGCAGGUUCAAAUUAGUUGCCAAGAAAAAACGGAUAGUCCAUCCCAAAAAGACAUCCACGGCUAUGGCCACCAAGGAGAAGAGCCUCAAGGACCCCAGGAAGACAAAGAAGGACCCCCCCGGUUCAAAUGAGGCAAAAACAGGAUCCAUGAAACCCGCUCAGGUGAAGCAGGCCAUCCCCAAGCCAGGCACAGCCAAGGAGAAGGCACCUAGGAAAGAUGCCAAGGCCGUGGCUACGGUGGCAAAGCCGGGUAAAGCCAAGAAAGGAUCCCCCAAACCAGAAAAGGCUAAAAAGGCCCCUUCCGGUGCUGCCAGGCUCAGCAGGAAG